Messenger RNA from Strongyloides ratti, 1764 nucleotides. Its product is annotated as Maternal protein pumilio. Gene Ontology annotation, molecular function: mRNA 3'-UTR binding. NCBI's taxonomy places the organism in Eukaryota, Metazoa, Nematoda, Chromadorea, Rhabditida, Strongyloididae. Gene Ontology annotation, biological process: post-transcriptional regulation of gene expression. Gene Ontology annotation, cellular component: nucleus; cytoplasm. The transcript has 3 exons. The record is from RefSeq and is a predicted model, not a curated record. Bases 1 to 1764 code for a protein of 587 amino acids.
AUGGUUAUACCUCAAGAAAAAAAUAAGUUAAGUAAUAUUGGAUCUUUCCAUUCAGAACAUUACUCUGCACUACCAAAGUCAUCUCUAUCUUUUGGAAAUUAUAAAUCUUUACCUAAUGCCAAGGAAACUUUUUUUUUGGAUCAAAGAAAAACAAUUGAAUUAACAGAGCAUGAGAAAAAUUUUGUUCGUUCUUUAAGUUGCAAUAUGGGAGGUGGUGAUAGAUCUACUCUUCCUGGAAGUUCAAAAUUCAUACCUUCAUUAGGUGAGAGAAAUGGACAUUACCAUCAUCACGAUUUUCCAUCGUCUGGCGCUCAACAAUUUUACCAACAACAAAAUCAUCAAUCAUCCUUCCAUUCACCAACAACAUUGCCAGGAAGUAUUUUUUCUCCUGUUCCAACAUGUUAUUACAGUAAUGGAUGCAUGGGACCUUUGAUACCAGGAUAUCAUUUACCUUCAUAUCAUAGCAAUAAUGAACUUGGUGGUAUGAAAUACGGAAAUGUUUUAGAUACUAUUUUACCAUCUAAUACAAUUUCUUCUUCAGUUAUGGAUAUAUUAACACCACCACCAGAGAAGCAUAUUAUUGAUGAGGUUCCUACAAAUGGUGGAUCAUUGUAUAGACUUUCAAAACAGUGUAUGUCAUCAAAUAACAACAAUUCCAACAGUAGACAUUCAAAUGUUAACUCAAAACUAUUGGAAGAAUUUCGUAAUGGUAGAACACACAACUUAGAUUUAGUAGCUAUCAGAGAUGAUAUUUUUGCAUUUGCUACAGAUCAACAUGGAUCACGAUUUAUUCAACAAAAAUUUGAUUCUGCUACUUCAAAUGUUAGGAGUAUUGUUUUUGAAGCCAUUCUACCACACACAUAUAAUCUUAUGAAAGAUGUUUUUGGAAAUUAUAUUGUUCAAAAAUUUUUUGAAUCUGGGGAUAAACAUCAACGUAGCCAACUUCUUGAUAUGGUUAGAGGACAUCUUGUAGAAUUAUCCCUUGAUGUAUAUGGAUGUAGGGUUAUUCAGAAAGCUGUUGAAAAUGCUGAGGAAUGUGAUGUUCAGAUGAUUUUAAAUGAAUUAAGAGUUGGAAAUAAAAUUAUAAAAUGUAUGGUUGAUCAACAUGGUAAUCAUGUUAUUCAAAAAGUUUUUGAAAAUGUAAAACCAGAAUCUUUAAAUUUUAUUAUUGAUGCUGUUAGAUCUUGUGGUGAUGAUCUCCCAAUUGUUACUUUGGCAAAACAUAAUUAUGGUUGUAGAGUUCUUCAAAAGAUGCUUAAACAUCUUUUACAUCAUCAAAAAGAAUUUAUUAUUCAGGAACUUCAGUCUCAUCUUGAUGAAUUACUUACACAUCAAUAUGGUAAUUAUGUUAUUCAAGAAUUAUUCAACUCAUCCUCUACUGUGGUUAAACAUUAUAUUGUUAUUUUUAUAAAAGCGGAUUUAGAGAAAUAUUCUAUGGAUAAAUUCGCUUCAAAUGUAAUUGAAAAAUGUCUUACUCUUGGUGAUAAAGAACAGGUAAAAACCCUCGUUACAAAAAUUUUUGAAGUCCCAUUUGAAGAUUUACUCUAUCGAAUGAUUAGUGAUCAAUUUGGAAAUUAUGUUAUUCAAAAAAUGCUUGAUGUAUGUGAUGGUCAAAGUAGAAAAAAAUUGAUUGCUGCUAUUAAACCAAAACAAUCAUUUCUUAAAAAAGUGGCUUUUGGUAAGCAUAUUCUUGUAAAAUGUAAUGAUAAUCAACUUCAACCACUAAGUCCUCAAUCAUUUAAAAGUAAAGAGACAAAUUCUUAG